Molecule: messenger RNA, 1502 nt
Organism: Myotis brandtii (Brandt's bat)
Lineage: Eukaryota; Metazoa; Chordata; Mammalia; Chiroptera; Vespertilionidae
Gene: CCL28
Product: chemokine (C-C motif) ligand 28
Exons: 3
Coding region: 255-659 (134 amino acids)
Biological process (GO): positive regulation of cell-matrix adhesion; immune response; cell chemotaxis
Cellular component (GO): extracellular region
Molecular function (GO): chemokine activity
Source: RefSeq, a predicted model, not a curated record
GCAAUAACCUCACCAGCUGUCAGAUGGCCACUGACCUCGCCUGAGCCCCGCGGUGGAAAACAGGCCUGGUCUUAAAAAGGAGCCUGGUGGCCAGGAAAGAAACCUGAGAAAUAGGUUCCCCAGCACCUCCCCGGGCGGGGCCUCCUGGCUUCCUUUUCCUUCUGCUGGUUCUCUGCACCCAAGGACACCUUUAGCCUCAUUUCCUGACUUUACAGCCUCGCCUGCGGUGCUGCCUGAGCAGGGGACAGGCAGGAAUGCAGCAGACGGGACUCGCUCUCCUCGCCUUGGCUGCCUGGGCUGCUCUUAGCCCCUCCGCAGCCAUACUUCCCAUCGCCUCCAGCUGCUGCACUGCGGUUUCCCAUCACGUCCCCAGGCGGCUCCUGGACAGAGUGCACACGUGUCGCAUCCAGAGAGCUGACGGGGACUGCGACUUGGCGGCGGUCAUCCUCCAUGUCAGGCACCGGAGGAUCUGUGUCAGCCCACACAGUCACACUGUUAAGCAGUGGAUGAAAAAGCAAGCAGCCAAGAAACAUGCCAACGGCCACGCUUGCCACACGAAGAAGCACCAUGGCAAGAGGCACAGCCACGGGGCACACCCGGCGAGACCAGGCACUCGGCCCCCAAGCUCCGUGUUGGAGAGCGAGCCAGCGACCCUGUGAACAGAUUCCUGCCGGGAAUGUGGCUGGGGCUGGGUAUGCACUGAUCAUGGGAAUGUUCCCUUUUGGGAGCCAAGGGGGCAAAAAAACUAAUGAUACAGUAUGCAAAGGUAGCCAAUAAUACACUCAACUGAGAAAUGACAUGAAAAGAUAAUGCAAAACUUCAUAUAAUAUUUUAAGAGCACAGCAUACAGAUACAAUUUCUUCAACUUUAUUCUAUAAAGUUUUCCAAACCUACAGAGAACUUGAAAGAAUGGUAAUAUGAAUCCCUGUAUACCUGUCAUCUAGAUUAAUCAUUGUUAAUAUUUUGCCAUACUUGUUUUUCUCUCUAUUUUUGUGUGUGUAUAUAAAACAUUAUAUAUGUAAAUAUAUACAUUUUUUUGUAAACCACUGGAAAAUAACAUAAACAUUAUGAUACUUCACGCCUAAAUUUAUUUUUACUGGUACAAUUUGGCAUCCCUCAAGAACAAAGACAUUUUCUAUAGGAUCACAUUAUCAGCUUUAUACCAAAAAAAAAAAAAAUUACAGUUACUUAUCUAUAUAUUUCAUGAUCAAAUUUCUCCAACUAUUUCCAGAAUAUUUCAUAUAGUUUUUUUCAAUCAAUCAAUCAAGUUUCACAUAUUGCAUUUAGUCAUUAUAUUUCUUUAGUAUAUUUUAAUCUAGGAAAGUUCCUUUGUUUUUUUUCUUUCUUCCCAUGGCAUGGAUAUUUUUUUAGAAGUCUGUGAGUUUGUUUCCUCAUGAUCAUGCUCAGGUUGAACAUUUUCAGCAAGAAUGCUUCCUGUGUGGAUUUGUAUAUUUCUUCUCAUUAUUUAGAAUUUAUAAACAUUAAAGCUCAUUUUCUACAUA